Penaeus monodon (black tiger shrimp) is the source of this 1128-nucleotide messenger RNA. RefSeq names its product galactosylgalactosylxylosylprotein 3-beta-glucuronosyltransferase S-like. Lineage: Eukaryota; Metazoa; Arthropoda; Malacostraca; Decapoda; Penaeidae. Gene Ontology annotation, molecular function: galactosylgalactosylxylosylprotein 3-beta-glucuronosyltransferase activity. The record is from RefSeq and is a predicted model, not a curated record. Gene Ontology annotation, cellular component: membrane. The transcript has 2 exons. The coding region runs from base 76 to 501 and encodes 141 amino acids.
GAGAAAGAAAGAAAGACAGCGAGAGAGAGAGAGAACAAAACAUCCGGACAGAUAGACGAGCAAUGAAGGGAUUAAAUGAGGACGAAACAGACCGCCAGACCGUGUAAUUCUAAACCUGACAAUCCCUCUAUAAAAAUUCUCUUUCAGCGACCUCGUGCCAAUAUGGCCUGGUCCUUCGACUAUCAGGAAGAGAGCAUUCUUGCCAGCCUUGGAGUGGCGCCUGAGGACAUCGAGUUCAAGGCCGAGAACUGCACUAAGAUAUGGGUGUGGCAUACGAAAUCAGUGAGACCCAAGCCUGCAACCAGGGAUCUGUGUGACGCUCGCUUCGACGGCACUAAUCUGCGGUUCCUGGAGAGCCAGAUGGAGCUACAAGGGACAGCGUGCCAACCUAAGAGCCAGACGCAGGCGGCGGUGAAGGUGGAGGGACAGGAGAUGCUGGAGACGACACCAUUCGUGGGUGAAGAACCGACGGAAAAAUUCGGAAUGGAUUAUGAGAACUGAAGUCUUUAAAAAAGGGGCGCACUUUAUGUAUUCAUUUAUUAUUAUCAUUCAUUACUCGUUUGCCUUGAGGUGACCGCCGUAGGACAGCGGUAACAGGCACUGUAGGGGACCGAGAGGAUCCCCAAGGUCUCCAAGGCCGAGGUUAAAAAUAAUAUCAAAGGAAAGUCCUUUGAAAGAGGGCCUUGUCUUUGCCCCUUUGAAUGCGCUCGAGAUGUACAAGUGAAUCGUUAUUGGUUUGUUUUGAAACUAUAUAAUUGCCUAUUUUGGAGAGAUGGGUGUGUGCGUUGUGUAUUAUACGCAAAACGCCGAUUUAAGGCUUUGGUUUUCAUAUAUUGAGCAUUCCAUUCCAUAUUUCUAAGAACGGAGAGAGAGAGAGAGAGAGAGAGAGAGAGAGAGAGAGAGAGAGAGAGAGAGAGAGAGAGAGAGAGAGAGAGAGAGAGAGAGAGAGAGAGAGAGAGAGAUUUAAUAUGCAUUCUCAUUCGUGCCUUACGCGCAUAGCAUUGUCUUGGUCCUAGUUCAUAAGGAGACGAAUAAUUCUGGAUUCAAAAAAACUUUAACAGGAAAUUAUGAUAAACAUUAUGUAUUUUCUUUUUUUCUAAUUGUAUGAAAUAAACUUUAUAACUGCAA